Dipodomys spectabilis (banner-tailed kangaroo rat) is the source of this 2828-nucleotide messenger RNA. It is a transcript of the gene Ndc1, whose product is annotated as NDC1 transmembrane nucleoporin. The record is from RefSeq and is a predicted model, not a curated record. The coding region runs from base 55 to 2079 and encodes 674 amino acids. Gene Ontology annotation, biological process: nuclear pore organization. Gene Ontology annotation, cellular component: nuclear pore transmembrane ring. NCBI's taxonomy places the organism in Eukaryota, Metazoa, Chordata, Mammalia, Rodentia, Heteromyidae. Gene Ontology annotation, molecular function: protein-macromolecule adaptor activity. The transcript has 18 exons.
UGGCGGGCAGGCGCCCUGGCUUCCGCACGCCCCAGAACAGGGGCCGCCAUCCCCAUGGCUGUGCCGGCGAGUGGGCCCAGCGCCGGCGGGUCGCGGGACAUCCUGUGGCGCGUUUUGGGCUGGAGGAUAGUAGCAAGUAUUGUUUGGUCAGUGUUGCUUCUGCCCGUCUGUGUCACAGUCUUUGUAAUCUUCAACAGCCUUAAUCUAUUUCAUCCUAUACAAUGGCUAUCAGAUUCUAUUAAUGAUUUGUAUAGUUCGUAUGUGAUCUUUUAUCUCCUGCUGCUGUCGGUGGUAAUAGUAAUAAUAAGUAUUUUCAAUGUGGAAUUCUAUGCAGUUGUGCCUUCUAUUCCCUGCUCCAGACUGGCCCUGAUAGGAAGGAUCGUUCAUCCUCAACAACUCAUGCACUCAUUUGUGCAUGCUGCCAUGGGGAUGGUGACAGCUUGGUGUGCAGCAGUAAUCAACAAGGGCCAGUACAGUUUUCUUGUGGUUCCCUGCACUGGUACUACAAGCCUAGACAGCCCUCCUGUGCAGACCUGCUUAAAUGAAUAUCAUCUGUUUUUCUUACUGGCUGGAGCAUUCAUGGGCUAUAGCUAUAGCCUCCUGUACUUUGUUAACAACAUGAACUAUCUUCCAUUUCCCAUCAUUCAGCAAUACAAGUUCUUGCGGUUUAGGAGAUCUCUGCUCCUACUACUUAAACAUAGUUGUGUGGAAUCAUUGUUCCUGGUUAGAAAUUUUUGCCUUGUAUAUUAUUUUCUUGGCUAUAUACCCAAAGCUUGGAUUAGCACUGCUAUGAACCUUCACAUAGAUGAGCACUUUCACAGGCCUCUUGACACAGUAAGUGGCCUCUUGAACCUCUCAUUACUCUACCAUGUCUGGCUUUGUGGUGUCUUCCUCCUGAUGACUUGGUACAUCUCAUGGAUACUCUUCAAAAUCUAUGCCACAGAGGCUCAUGUGUUCCCUGUUCAGCCACCAUUUGCAGGAGAUUCAGAUGAAUGCCUCCCGAAAGUUUUAAGUAGCAAUCCUCCCCUCAUCAUAAAGUAUUUAGCUUUGCAGGACCUGAUGUUGCUUUCUCAGUAUUCUCCCUCUCGAAGACAAGAAGUUUUUAGCCUUAGCCAACCAGGUGGACAUCCCCACAAUUGGACUGCCAUUUCCAGAGAAUGUUUGAAUCUUUUAAAUGAUAUGACUCAGAAACUGGUUCUGUACCAAGAAGCUGCUGCUACCAAUGGGAGGCUGUCUUCAUCAUAUCCAGUAGAACCUAAGAAACUAAAUUCCUCAGAAGAAACUGCUCUUCAGACGCCAAAACCUAGCCAGAUACCUCGAUCAUCACUACCACCAUCAGCUAAAACUGCACUAUUUUCUUCAAAAUUAUCUACACCUGAUACUUCAAGUACCUUUGGGUCUCCUUUUGGCUCUAAUAUGGUGAAUCGAAUGGCUGGGAUUUUUGAUGCAAACAUUUGCUAUGCGUCAUCACAAAGUCCUCUGCUAAUAAGAAGAGGGCCAAGAUUAUGGACUUCUGCUUCUGAUGAGCAAAUGUCUGGAUUUUCUAAUCUACCUCCAUGCACCUCUAUUAGUGCUAAUGGUAAGACAGUAAGACAACCCAAUGUGAUCUAUUCAUGGAUACAGAAUAAGCGUGAACAGAUUAAGAAUUUCUUGUCCAAACGGGUGCUGAUAAUGUAUUUUUUCAGUAAGCAUCCAGAGGCCUCCAUUCAAGCUGUUUUUUCAGAUGCCCAAAUGCAUAUUUGGGCAUUAGAAGGUCUGUCUCACUUAGUAGCAGCAUCAUUCACAGAAGAUAGAUUUGGAGUUGUCCAGACUACACUACCAGCUAUCCUUAAUGCUUUAUUGACACUGCAAGAGGCAGUGGACAAGUACUUCAAGCUUCCUCAUGCUUCCAGUAAACCACCCCGGAUUUCUGGAAGCCUUGUGGACAGGUCUUAUAAAACAUUAAGAUUUGCAUUUAGAGCAUCACUGAAAACUGCUAUCUAUCGAAUAACUACUACAUUUGGUGAACAUCUGAAUGCUGUGCAAGCAUCUGCAGAACAUCAGAAAAGACUUCAACAGUUCUUGGAGUUCAAAGAAUAGUUAAGUAAUAUAAACUGUGUUCAUUACACUGCUGAUACAACUACAGAUGGGACAGUAAAUGUUCAGCAUUCUUGGAUCAGAAGAAAAUGGACUAAUUAGAUGCUUCCUUUGUCGUGGUGGUUGCUUUGAAAACUAUACUUUAAUGGGAGAAAUCAUGGAAAGAAAUUCUCAGCAGAAUAACUGAAAACUGCCUUUUCUGUACCCAAUGCUUUUUGUGUGUGUGGUAUAAUAAAAUCUUUAUUCAAUUUUACAGGAGCAUCUAUGGCAAUAGAAAUGGCUCUAGCUCAUAUAACUUAAUAAUAACUCAAAAAAAUUUAGAAUUUACUUUUGAAAGGAGUGGAGUCAGUUUUGAAGUUAAAAUAGGUUGUCUUGAUACAGUCUUCCAUUCCAAGAGUUUAGCUUUCUGUAAACUUGAAAUACAUAAACUUAAGAUUAGUUUCUGUUUACUAAAGGAUAAAAAUGAUAACAAUGGAGAAAAAUUUACAGUAAAAAUAUAGUCUAAAGGACAUAUUUUGUUAAUCUGUUAGGUUGUGUUUUUGUUUCCAGGAACAAAUUAAAUUUGCAUGAUUGUCCAAAAAAAGUCUCAAUUUACAGAUGCUAACUCUAUAUAAAGGAAUGUGGAAAAAAAUCAGUUCUUGUUACAAGAGUAAACAUUCACAGUAGGUUUUUGAGAAACAAUUGACUGACAUCUUUGAAUUUAUUUUAUAUCAUGUUGGUAAACAAUAAAUGUCUGGGUAUUUCCCCAACUA